This is a messenger RNA of Trichomonas vaginalis G3, 954 nucleotides long. Its product is annotated as aminophospholipid transmembrane transporter protein. Lineage: Eukaryota; Parabasalia; Trichomonadida; Trichomonadidae. The transcript has a single exon. The record is from RefSeq and is a predicted model, not a curated record. The coding region runs from base 1 to 954 and encodes 317 amino acids. Gene Ontology annotation, cellular component: endoplasmic reticulum; Golgi apparatus; plasma membrane.
AUGACUGAAGAAGCGAACAGUAUCCCAUUUUCAGAUAGCAAAUUUAAACAACAAAAAGUCCCUGCAAUGAAGCCUUUUCUGACUCCUUUCUUUGCUGCCAUGAUUUAUUUGAUUUUUUCGAUUAUAUCUUUAAUAAUCGGCAUUGUUGUUUUCUCUUCAAAUAAAAAUAUUUUCGAAUACAAACAAAAUUAUGAUUGCCACGCAAAUGGUACAUGUUCAGUGAAAUUUGUUCUGGAUAAAGAAAUUAAAGGAGAUCUCAAGCUUUAUUAUCAACUUGAGAACUUCUUCCAGAACCAUUUAGCAUAUGCUCAUUCAAAGAGUUGGGAUAUGCUCAAAGGAAAUAAUUUUUCGAGUAAAAAAGCAACUUCCCAGUGCAAGCCGGACGUUGCUGGACCAACAAAUGUACCAUGCGGACUUCUACCAAUGACUGUAUUCAAUGAUACAUUCGUUAUUGCUUCUGAUAACAUUACAAUGAAAGAAAAAGAGAUUACACAAAAAACAUACAAGAAAAUCUUCCAUCAAUCGAUGAAUUUAACAAACCCAGAACUGAAUUACUGGCUUCGUAAUAACCGAUCCCUUACAUUCCCUGGAGAACAAGAAAAUGAGCAUUUCAUCAAUUGGCUUCAAGUUUCUCCUCUAAAGACAUUCAGAAAGCUUUACGGAUACGUUUCUCAUAGUUCUGGAGUAUUUCCAAAGGGAACUGAAAUCGAAAUCGCAAUUAUCGAUAACUAUCCAAUAAAUAAGGCCAAUUUCAAGAAGUACUUGGUUCUUGCACAGACAAACUUCCUUGGAUGCAAGAAUAACUUCUUUGGAACAUAUUUUAUUGUUUUAGCUGUUUUCUCAUUUAUUGCUGCAGCUGUCUUCGAAGUAUUGUAUCUAACAAAGACUCUACCAUUGUAUAAGCAACUUAGAAUUACAAAUGAUAGAAGCGAAACUGCUAUGCCACUUAUUUAA